AUGAAUCUUGCUCUAGGAUCAAAGCGACGCGCUGCAAAGCUCGUUGGGCGGAAAGGGCAGACGACAGAGUCCAAUGAUGGGAGAUUAAAAAAUAAACUGCAUUUGACGACGCGUCCGUCUCUCCCGCCGGUGCUGCGGCUGUGCAGCAUGUUCAAGUAGUGUCCCCACCAGACGAAAGCACGGCGGUGCCGUUACCUGUUGAUUGCCAGACUACUGUGUGGGCGACGGGGCGUUUGCUGGUUCUCCGUUUUCCGUGCGAUACUACGUUGAUGAUGGCGUGUUGAUUGAAGGGAGAUUUUUCGCUGAUGGUGGCCGAUGCUUGCGCGCGGUGCGUUCUCUCGCUACGGAUCACUUUCGUCUGCUGGUAGAGAGAGGCCCAGCAGACCCUCCGUUGUUGUGGCAAGGAAAGAUCACCGAUUUCGCUACCCGUCUGGAUGUGUUGGGUUGGACAUUGGACACUCAGCAACUCACGAUUACUAUGACCGACACGAAACAGCAGAAACUGGGACGCAUUUUGGCUGCGUGGCCCGCGACUCGGAGAGUCGCUACAGCUCGUCAAGUAGCCGAGUUGACAGGGUUUCGCAUGCACGUUUCGUUCGUGUUUCGUCCAGGAAAGUUUUUUGUGGGGCACCUUUUAUCCGCGGUAGGGAUGCCUGCUUCGUCUACGUUCGCGUCCCAAGUGCCCAGCCCGAACAGACGUGUAGUGCUGGGUCGAUUAUUCCAGGNGACACGAAACAGCAGAAACUGGGACGCAUUUUGGCUGCGUGGCCCGCGACUCGGAGAGUCGCUACAGCUCGUCAAGUAGCCGAGUUGACAGGGUUUCGCAUGCACGUUUCGUUCGUGUUUCGUCCAGGAAAGUUUUUUGUGGGGCACCUUUUAUCCGCGGUAGGGAUGCCUGCUUCGUCUACGUUCGCGUCCCAAGUGCCCAGCCCGAACAGACGUGUAGUGCUGGGUCGAUUAUUCCAGGAUGAUCUCGAAUUUUGGCGGUGGUUCCACGGGCGUGGUCUCUCGUUGCGCGGCGGAAGUUUGUGUGCACCCAUGUACAACAUUUUGGAACGCCCGCCGGCACUAUCCGUGUUCAACGAUGUGUCUAAGCAAGCAAUUGGAGGGUAUUGUUUGCAA
Messenger RNA from Ectocarpus sp. CCAP 1310/34, 1122 nucleotides. Lineage: Eukaryota; Phaeophyceae; Ectocarpales; Ectocarpaceae. The record is from the annotation of a GenBank genome assembly.